Messenger RNA from Rhizophagus irregularis DAOM 181602=DAOM 197198, 522 nucleotides. The record is from RefSeq and is a predicted model, not a curated record. NCBI's taxonomy places the organism in Eukaryota, Fungi, Glomeromycota, Glomeromycetes, Glomerales, Glomeraceae.
AUUUACGGAGUUAUGCCUUACGUAGCUCCUGAAGUAUUAAAAGGAAAGGAUUAUACUGAAGCAGCAGAUAUCUAUGGCCUUGGUAUGGUAAUGUAUUUUAUAGCCACCGGAAAACAACCAUUUUUUAAUUGUGCACAUGAUCAAAAUUUAGCUUUAAAUAUAUGUAAUGGAAUUAGACCUGAGAUAAAUGAUUUAGAAGCACCAAAAUGUUAUAUUGAUUUAAUUAAAAGGUGUUGGGAUUCAAAUCCAGUUAAUAGGCCAAAAGCAACUGAAGUAGAAGAACUGGUUAAAUUAUUUUACUAUUCAUAUAAAUAUAAUAAAUCACAUGAAUUAGAUUUUAAAAUGAUUAUGAAGAUUGAAAAAGUACAAGAGCAUUAUGAGAUUGAAAAGCAAUUUAAAGAAGCAGAAGAAUUUAAAAAAUCAAAUAAUUUAACUGUAGAAAAUAAUCCAAUUACUCAUUCACAAGCUAUUUAUACAUCUCAAUUACUAAAUCCUUUUAUAAAUGAUCUUCUCAAAAUGUGA